AUGGAAGUGACUGGUGGGGUUGUCAGAGAUCGGCUUCAGAUGGGUGAGGUAGUCUCUACAAUUCCAAUGAUUGGGUUUAAUGUAGAGAGCAUACAAUACAACAAUAUCAAGUUUCAAGUAUGGGAUUUAGGUGGUCAGACAAGCAUUAGGCCAUAUUGGAGAUGCUAUUUCCCAAAUACACAAGCAAUAAUUUAUGUUGUUCAUUCAAGUGACACUGAUAGAAUUGGAAUAGCUAAGGAAGAAUUUCAUGCCAUUUUAGAGGUUUCGGACAAUGCAAAGGACCUUGUAAAGAAAUGCUUAAUCCUGGUCCAAAGCAGCAUCUUACAGUACAGGAAGUGCUUGGGCCCUGGUGCUGGAAUUAGCUCUGACUUACCUCCUGCAGUGCAAUUGCUUGAUAGUCGAUUAGAGACCGGACCUUCGGUUGAUCUUCACAGAUCCUACACGCAGGAGGCAUUACGCCUAAUUGCAAAUUAUAGAAGUUUAGCUAAGCAAAAAGGUCCAGUAGCUAAUGAUCUUUCUGCUGCUAAAGAUCCUAUGGUGUUCGUCACGGACUAUGAGCUUCCAUUAAGUGCAUUAUUUGGAGGUCCAUAUGUGUUGGAACUAAGAGAACAAAUUAAAGGAAUUUGA
Gossypium arboreum is the source of this 627-nucleotide messenger RNA. RefSeq lists its product as uncharacterized. The transcript has 9 exons. Bases 1 to 627 code for a protein of 208 amino acids. Gene Ontology annotation, molecular function: GTP binding; GTPase activity. Gene Ontology annotation, biological process: intracellular protein transport; vesicle-mediated transport. The record is from RefSeq and is a predicted model, not a curated record. Gene Ontology annotation, cellular component: Golgi apparatus; cytoplasm. Lineage: Eukaryota; Viridiplantae; Streptophyta; Magnoliopsida; Malvales; Malvaceae.